AUGACGCCAGAGGCUGGAAAAUUAGGGAGAAAGAAUUCGGGAGCGAAGAGACGAGGAGAAGGAGGGGGUGAGGGUCUGGAAGGGCAGACUGCUAUCGGAUGUGAUGAGCUGAUGCUGCUGCAUGAGGAGGUCGGCAGUGCCUCUCUGCAUCCUGAGCGCCCUGACCGACUGCGGGCCAUUCUGGCAUUCCUCAAAGGCGCAGGGUUGUUCCCUGGUCCGUGUAAGGCAUGGGCAUCGGAGAGUGCAGCAGAUGACCUCAUUCUCAAUAGCCACACGGCCAAGCAUCUGACCAUGGUGGACAAGGCAGCUAAAACUGACACCAGUGCGUUCAACGCGGACACAUACGCCAACCGGUGGUCGCCAGCAGCAGCGCGCCUGGCAGCAGGGACAGCAGCUUCCAUGGCCCGCGCCAUUGCCACCGGCCGCCUCCUCAACGGCUUCGCUCUGGUGCGGCCGCCAGGGCACCAUGCGGGGACGGAGGGUCCGCAGGGCUUCUGUCUGCACAACAACGCUGCCGUGGCAGCCAGGGCAGCGCAGGCAGCAGGGGCUAAGAAGAUCUUGUUGCUUGACUGGGACGUGCACCAUGGCAAUGGGACACAGCAAAUCUUUGAGAGCGACCCUUCUGUGUUCUAUGUGUCUAUCCAUCGCCAUGAAGGGGGGUCAUUCUUUCCCGGAACUGGAGCGCCCACAGAGGUGGGAUCAGGGCCAGGGGAGGGGCGGUCGGCCAACGUGGCAUGGCCAUGUGGAGCCAUGACAGAUGCGGACUACCUCGCUGCCUUCUUCCACCUCAUCCUGCCGCUCGCCUAUGAGUUUCAACCGGAUCUCACAAUCAUAUCAGCUGGCUUUGAUGCUGCUGAAGGCGACCCUCUUGGCGGAUGCAAGGUGUCACCAGCGGGAUUCGCCCACAUGACAUCCCUGCUGCUGCCCCUAACCGCCAAUCGAAUGCUGCUCAUUCUUGAAGGAGGGUACAACCUCCUCUCCAUUGCCUCCUCAACCGCUGCUGUGAUCCGAGUCCUUCUGAACCAACCCCCUCCGCCCAUCAGUGCACCCUUCACCCCUUCACCUCCAGCCAUGGCUGCCAUUCUCCUAGCCUCUGCUGCCCUUCGCCCCUUCUGGAAAUGCCUGGCCGCUCACUCUGCUGCCGCCUCCCCUCUGCUGAUUCCCCUCAUGCCCAACGCUGCUGCUCUCACUUCUCCUCCUGCUCCUUCUCCUGCUCCCGCUUCUGGUGCCGGUGCUAGUGCUUCUGGUGCUCCUGCUGCUGCUGUGGCUGGUGCUGGUCAGAAGGAGGCGAGGAGGGAAGAAAAGGCAGCCAAGGCAAGCACAAGAGCAGCCAAGAAGGAAACCACUCAGCAGCAAGCAGGGACAGAGCAGCAACAGCACGUGCAAGGGAGAAUGUGGGGCAGGGCACGAGGCCUCAUAAAAAGGAAGAGUGGCUGGCUGGCAGUUGCCAGGCAUCUGAAAGUGGCUGAGGCAAUCUGUCGUUCUAAUUAG
Closterium sp. Naga37s-1 is the source of this 1491-nucleotide messenger RNA. The record is from the annotation of a GenBank genome assembly. Lineage: Eukaryota; Viridiplantae; Streptophyta; Zygnematophyceae; Desmidiales; Closteriaceae.